AUGGCAGACUAUGUUUUAACUGCCUUGGAAACCACAGGGUCUCAAAUUGCAACCAACUCUAAGUCUAACUGUAAGAGUUGUGCUCGAAGGCAUCAUACCAGCCUUUGUAAGGACAAGCUUAAAAGUCAGCCACUGCCAGAGGAACAGUCAAGACAGGAAGAAAACAUAUACACUGAAAAGAAAGAUACAGCAAUGCUGCAUUCCUCACAUAUACAUACAGAUGGACCUGUACUUCUGAACACCGUCGUUGCCGAGGUACAGGCACACUCUACAUAUUGUGAAGCCAACAUACUUUUCGAUGAAGGAGCUCAGAGAUCUUUUAUCACAGAUAAGCUUUCAAAGAAAUUAAACCUUAGAGUAGCCGGAAGAGAAACACAUUACUUGUCAGGGUUUGGCGAAAAGAACAGACAAGUCAGACAUCUAGAAACUGCGAUGAUAGCACUACGGACUGAAAAUAAAGACAUUGAAAUCAAAGUAUUGAUAGUACCAGAAAUAGCAGUCCCGUUGAAGACAUAUCAAGGUGCCGUUAACAAGCUUCCCUACUUACAAGAUCUCAAAUUAGCACACCCGAUGAACAAAGAUGACAUAUUUGAGAUAACCUUAUUAAUUGGAGCAGAUUAUUAUUGGCGCAUAGUACAAGAUAAAGUUGUGGGAGGAAAUGGUCCUACUGCCGUAAAAUCAAAACUUGGAUAUCUGUUGUCUGGGCCAUUGAAUACAUUUGAAGAUAACCCGCAUCACACAUCCACGACGAAUUUAUUGGCAUCACACGUCAGCGAAGAAAUAGAUCUAGAAAAAUUUUGGAAGAUAGGAUCGCUCGGAAUAGAAACAGAAAAAUGUAAUCAGUCCUAUGAUGAUUAUAUGACAAACUACAAGAAAUCCAGCGUUACAUACAGUGAAGAAGAUAGAAAAUACUACGCAAAAUUACCCUGGAAAGAAAAUCACAAGCCAUUACCGACGAAUGAAAUAAUAUCCAGACGACGAACACGAAAUGUCAUUAACAGACUACAGAGAGAACCAAGUCUUCUAAAGAAAUACGGAGAAAUCAUUGCAGAACAAGAACGACUCGGAUUUAUUGAAAAAGUACCAGACGAUGUCACCUCGCCCAAAAUGCUACAUUAUAUUCCCCACCUCCCGAUUAAGAAAGAUUCAGCGACAACUCCUAUAAGGAUUGUAUAUGACUGUAGCUGCAGAAGUUCACAAGGAUCAGCAAGCUUGAAUGAUUGUCUCCAAGGUACUCCGCCUAUACUGAACGACCUUUCGUCUAUUCUGAUGCAUUUUAGGAUUCACCAGUAUGCUGUCACGACUGACAUAGUAAAAGCAUUUCUGAACGUUGGACUCAGCGAAGAUGAUCGUGACGUCACAAGAUUCUUUUGGUUGAGUGGUCUCGACGACCCGAGCAGUGACUUACAGGUCUACCGUUGUUUCAAAUCCAUGCUGUUUGGUACCACGUGUUCACUCUUUAUUCUAAGCGCCGUAUUACAGAAACAUCUCUCAUCAAAUCAGUGUGCCAUUAGAGAGCAACUUUCAAGGGAUCUUUAUGUUGAUAACAUACUUUCAAGCUUACCUGAUCACGACACUCUAAUGGAAGUUUACCAUUCAAGCAGAGAUAUUUUCAAGGGAGCGGGAUUCAAGCUGAGGUCUUGGGCUUCGAAUUACGAGAUUCUACGUGAAACGGCGAGAUCAGAGAAUGUUGCAGACGACUGCAGAGCUACCAAAGUCCUUGGAAUGGUAUGGAACCCUGAAAGCGACAUCAUCACAUUUGCGAAAAGUAAACGUUGUACAAGCAAUCUGGUCCCUAUGACGAAAAGAGAGUUACUUAAAGAAUCUUCAUCCAUAUACGAUCCAUUAGGAAUACUGAGUCCACUAACAGUUAGAAGUAAAAUAUUGAUGCAGUCGCUAUGGCAACAGAAGCUGGAAUGGGAUGAACCAUUACCUGCCGAAAUAGUCCUCAGAUGGCAUAGCAUGAAAGCAGAUAUUAAUGAGGGAAUCAAAACGGAGCUUCCUAGAUGUUAUUUCUCGAAAGAAUUCAAAGAUUUAACCAAACUGCACGUAUUUACAGAUUCCAGUAUGAAAGCAAACGGCGCAUACGCAUAUAUAAUUUCCGGAAACGAGAGCUCAUUAGUGAUUGCAAAAAACAGAGUUGCUCCGAUAAAGACUUUAACUAUACCAAAACUAGAAUUAAUGGCUGCUGUUGUUGGCGCAAAAUUGGCAGAUCAUAUCCAGAAAAGUAUCCAGUGCACAAAGAUAAUAUUUUGGAGUGACAGCCAAGUAGUACUUAAAUGGCUUACAUCAUCAAAACAACAGAACACAUUCGUAAAUAACAGGAUAAAGAAAAUCAAAGAACUGUCUGGUGAUAGUGAGUGGAGAUACUGCCCCACUGAUUCUAAUCCAACAGAUUUGCUAUCAAGAGGCAUUACCUUCGACAUAUUCCAAAAUAACCAGCUAUGGUUACAUGAACCUUCAUGGUUGAUCAAUGGCGCGAUUACCCCAAUCUACAACACAGUUAACCAUCACAGACGUCGACAAACUAUCAACCAUCUCAAAUGUGACGAAAAUAGAGAAUUUCAGCUCUUACCAUAG
Mercenaria mercenaria is the source of this 2580-nucleotide messenger RNA. RefSeq lists its product as uncharacterized. The coding region runs from base 1 to 2580 and encodes 859 amino acids. The record is from RefSeq and is a predicted model, not a curated record. NCBI's taxonomy places the organism in Eukaryota, Metazoa, Mollusca, Bivalvia, Venerida, Veneridae. Gene Ontology annotation, molecular function: nucleic acid binding. The transcript has a single exon.